AUGGAAGAUAAUAGGAACUCUCAAAAUUAUAGUUGUGAAAGUUCUAGUAUUGGUAAAACUAGUUUGAUUGAAAUAAAAAAAACUAAUCAAUUCUCUACAUAAACUGAUAUUACUAUAAGAACUAGAUAUAUCAAUUGUUAAGAAUAUGAAAAUUAAUAAUAAUGUGUAUGAUGUUGCUAUUUGAGAUACUGGUAUUCAGAAAAGAUUUUAAUCAAUUUUCAAAAUUUCUUCUUAAGUAUUUGUAUGCUUUUUAAUCAAUAGAAUGCUAAUGCUUCUUUAAUAUUUUUUUUUAAUUGAAGUGAUUGUUUGUAUUUAAAUAGUGUUGCAUCUUGGAUUUAAUUCUUAAAAUCUGAGGUACCUUAAAUCUAUAAAUUUUUGUUGUAGGCAUAAAAAAAGAUCUCAUGUUCAUUAAAUAUCUCUUGUUCGGAAGGCCAAUUUUUUAGAUGAAUUUAAAAUUCAUUUAACAUCUUCAAAAAUUGAAGAAUUAAUUUAAGAUGCAUUUUAUAUAGCUUUAUGA
Messenger RNA from Paramecium sonneborni, 517 nucleotides. Lineage: Eukaryota; Ciliophora; Oligohymenophorea; Peniculida; Parameciidae. The record is from the annotation of a GenBank genome assembly.